This is a messenger RNA of Phyllostomus discolor (pale spear-nosed bat), 908 nucleotides long. It is a transcript of the gene CIB1, whose product is annotated as calcium and integrin binding 1. The transcript is spliced from 7 exons. Gene Ontology annotation, molecular function: calcium ion binding. The record is from RefSeq and is a predicted model, not a curated record. Bases 92 to 667 code for a protein of 191 amino acids. Lineage: Eukaryota; Metazoa; Chordata; Mammalia; Chiroptera; Phyllostomidae.
GGGACGGGACGGUGACGCGGCGGGAGGGCGGAAGUGAGAAAGUUGCCGGCGUCCCGAGACGAGUUAGCGGAACUCUGCGCGCGGCGCGGCGAUGGGGAGCUCGGGCAGCCGUCUGUCCAAGGAGCUGCUGGCCGAAUACCAGGACUUGACGUUCCUGACCAAGCAGGAAAUCCUCCUAGCCCACAGGCGGUUCUGUGAGCUGCUUCCCCAGGAGCACCGGAGCGAGGAGGGGUCACUGCAGGCCCGAGUGUCCUUGGAGCAGAUCCUCAGCCUUCCAGAGCUCAAGGCCAACCCCUUCAAGGAGCGCAUCUGCAGGGUCUUCUCGACCUCCCCGACCAGAGACAGCCUGAGCUUUGAGGACUUCCUGGACCUCCUCAGCGUGUUCAGUGACACGGCCACACCAGACAUCAAGUCCCACUAUGCCUUCCGCAUAUUUGAUUUCGACGACGACGGGACCUUGAACAGAGAAGACCUGAGCCAGCUGGUGAACUGCCUCACGGGAGAGGGCGAGGACACGAGGCUCAGCACUUCGGAGAUGAAGCAGCUCAUCGACAACAUCCUGGAAGAGUCCGACAUUGACCGGGACGGGACCAUCAACCUUUCCGAGUUCCAGCACGUCAUCUCCCGGUCCCCGGACUUCUCCAGCUCCUUCAAAAUCGUCCUGUGACAGGAGGCCCAGCCUGUUGCCCAGCACCCCGUAGCAGAACUUCUCCACGGCCGAGCCGUGGCCAAGGUCACAUCUGUGUUGCCAGGGCCGGCCGAGCGGGCCCGGUCGAGCUGGCGCGGUGAAGCCUCGGCCCCGGGCAGGGAAGGACCCUCCGCGUCAGGGCCUCACCCCUUCUCACUGCCACCGUCGUCCCUCUGUUUGUUUCUACCAAUCGCUAAGAAUAAAGGUUUAGAAAUGUUGA